UUUUAUACACAAUCGCCGAGCUUUGGCAAAUCGUCCGUAAUGCAUCGGCGGCUAUUUGCGCGCUCGGUGAACGACACACACCGGCCACGUGACCCCAUUCAAAGCAUAAGGUGUGUGGUGUGCACACAAAGUCUGUGCAUUCAUUGCAAGCGCACAUGCAAAACUCGCUACUUUAUCGAUUUGUUGAGAGUUUGCUUUGCUCUUGGAUUCUGUGUUUAAAUGCGGGUAUCAUGUUUUGCUUUUAAGUUUGCUCAGUUGCCGCCACCGUUGCAGGUUUAUAUCGAUUGUUUGAAGUGAUUAACACAGACUCUGGUUUAACUGCGCUGCUGUUGAAAUUAAUUGUUUAACCAGCGGUUGCCAUCCCUUUAUUAGAAAAUGUUGCCCGAAUGUGUCACAAUUGUUUCAAGCCAUGUUUAAUUAUUAAGUUUAUUAGUGUAAACUGUAAAUAAUUAAAAAAUAUAAAAAUAUUUAAAAUUAAACGCAGCAAUUAAUUUAAAAAUUUACUUAUAUUCGGUAAAUUAUGACUUAUUGUUAAAAGUACUUACAAUUUUAUCGGUUUUUAUGAAAUAUAACAAUUCCAUUUUAUUAUUAAAAUAUUAUUUUAUAAUGUAUAAAUUUUUCUAUAAUAUUUUUCAAGCACAGGUGUUUCAAGAUCAUAUUAAAUCCUUGAAUAGUAUUUCUCUUCAAUUCGUAAAUUAUAAUUUGUAUUUUCUCUCUUAGGAAAAUCACAACAACGCUUUCAUCCAAAUUUUUUUAAUUAAUAUUUAUUUAAUUUAUUUUUUUUUGUCUUUUCAUUUUAAAGAAAACCGUUAAAAAAUCAUUUUAUGCUCGGUGACAAUGAAAAAGGAGCUCUUUUUGGAAAAUAAGAAGCGCGUGUUUAUAAACUUUGUCGUGUGCCUGAUCAGAAUGCAGCCUUCGUCAACGGCCGCGCUUUGAUCAAGGAUCAAAGUUUUGAUGCCCGCGUCAUUCAUUUUUUGCACCUCGUUUGCUCCCACGCUUUUCUCUACCCUGUCCCUAGCUGCGUGUAUAUAUUUAAACAAGAUGGCUCUCACAUUUUGCAAUUAUUUACGCUAUUUAUUCAUGACCUGAGAAAUUAUAAGAGGGAUGGGACACAGGAAGUGGUCUCAAUCCGCUCCAGACCAGCACAGGGUUCACAACAAGAAGAGGAGCAUUUUGGUUUUGAGCAGAGGCCUCGCUCAUCAGUGAAAUGCUUCGCCCUGCUUUGCUCGUGUUUUCAGGUCUCCUGUACCUGAGCUGCAUCAAGAUCAACCCCUCGGAGGCGAUCCCUCACUGCGAGGCGUGCGGCAUGGUGUGCGUCAACUUCUGCAACACGCGCGACUUCCGCCCUUGCUGCAUCAACUACAUGCGCAAGCGGAGUUCGCCGCCGCUUCAGCAGCCGCCCCCGAGUCGCCCUCAACUGGCCGAUUCGGCCGCCGGGGGCCAGCGAGAAGUGGUCGAGCAGCGGCCGUGGCUGAGUCGCAGCAAGCAAGCGUGGAGUUCUGCAGGCUCUCCAGGGUCGGCUUUUUUGCGACAACCGGUACCCGAGUUCAUUCUAGACGCGGUCGGCAAUCUCGAGGAAACCGACGUUUGAUGUCGAAGGAGAGAAAAAAAAAAUGAAAUGUAGUAGAGGAAAUAAUUAAAUAAAAAUAGCAAAAACGUUCGUGAAACAUGGACGUUAAUUUUUGAGGCUGGAUUUAACUAAAUA
Molecule: messenger RNA, 1705 nt
Organism: Neocloeon triangulifer
Lineage: Eukaryota; Metazoa; Arthropoda; Insecta; Ephemeroptera; Baetidae
Gene: Trissin
Exons: 3
Coding region: 1208-1591 (127 amino acids)
Source: RefSeq, a predicted model, not a curated record